AAAUGGCCUUUCUGGACCGUGCAUGUAUGCCGAAACAACAUCCUCAACACUUCUACUCUUGCAACCAUAUCACAUUCUACAUUACGAUCAAGCAUUUCCAACAUGGCCACAGUCGAUAUCGGUACACCCUUGCUAGACAAGAUCAAGGAUUUCCGUAUGUCCAAACACAGUCAAGGCAAUUCGGCAAUCGUGGUAAAGAUCGAUAAAGCAAAAUUAGAAAUGGAUAUAGAAGAUGAAUUCAAUAAUAUUACAUUGGAAGAUCUUAAAGAAGAACUUCCGGAAAAUUCACCUCGUUUCAUCGUUCUGUCUUAUGAGCUACAUCACAAAGACGGACGUACUUCUUUUCCCCUCGUUUUGAUUUAUUGGGCACCGCAAACAAGCAGCAUGGAACUCAAGACUCUGUAUACUAGCGCACUACAAAACUUCUCCGUCAAAGCAGAUAUCUCGGGAAAGGUAUUGGACAUCAGGGAAGAAUCAGAAUUCGACAAAGAAUCUCUAGAUCGUAGACUAGGCGCUUAGAGAGUUGUACGAUAGGAAAGGAUCUUAAUAAUCAUUCAGUACAUGCGUCACACCGAGGUUUUUCUUGGUUAAGUAUGCUAUUUGC
Messenger RNA from Meira miltonrushii, 604 nucleotides. RefSeq names its product glia maturation factor beta. Gene Ontology annotation, molecular function: actin binding; Arp2/3 complex binding. NCBI's taxonomy places the organism in Eukaryota, Fungi, Basidiomycota, Exobasidiomycetes, Exobasidiales, Brachybasidiaceae. Bases 103 to 519 code for a protein of 138 amino acids. Gene Ontology annotation, biological process: negative regulation of Arp2/3 complex-mediated actin nucleation; actin filament debranching. The record is from RefSeq and is a predicted model, not a curated record. The transcript has 3 exons. Gene Ontology annotation, cellular component: actin cortical patch.